AUGGCUCUGCUCAGGAUCGUGACUCUGCUGUCCUUAUCGGGCCUCUGCCAUUCGCAGCCGCUCUGCUCGUACGGAAGGCUCUGGAACUUCCUGAACCUCACCACCUCCAACAGUUAUCUUCUAAACUUCCGUCCGGUUAAGAACUGGACAGAUCAGACUGAAGUAAAGGUUGAGAUGAUCAUCUACGGCAUUUUGAAAGUGUCCUGGAAGAAUGACUUUAUAGAAUGGAACCCUAAAGAUUUCUGCAACAUCGGCGUCUUCAGUGUUCCCAGCUCCAAAGUCUGGAUCCCCGACCUUGACAUUCAAGAAGAUGCGUCAGACUCCAGCAGCAUUCAACAAAGCCCCUUUGUGAACUUGUACCAAGACGGAUGGGCUUCCACCACCGCCCGACAGCUCCUGACCUUCACCUGCCAACUGGACCUCAACAUGUACCCCUUCGACAGGCAGCAAUGUAACGUCACCUUUUCACCUAUGACAUCAAGCGUUGCCGCCAUACUUCUUACAUCAGACGGCAAUGGCACGCAGAUAACCAACACCUCCAAAUCAGUCAUCAUCACUGAGGGAGAAUGGGAACUUAAAAACAUCAGGAUCCACACUGAUUUCAGGAGAAACUUUGACAACGAAACGUACAGUGAGCUCAUCUAUACGGUGAAUCUGACCCGCAGACCCAUGCUGUACGUCAUCAACUUCAUCGUCCCCCUCCUCUACUUCCUGAUCCUGGAUUUGGCCUCAUUCUUCAUUAACGAGGCCCGUGGGGAAAAGCUGAGUUUCAAAGUGACCAUCCUCCUGUCCAUCUCCGUGCUGCUGCUCAUUCUCAAGGACAUGCUGCCCUCUACUGAGAGGCACAUGCCGUGGAUCGCCAAAUACUGCGUUGGGAUCUUCGCUCUGGUGGGGGUCAGCGUGUUGGAAGCCAUGGCCAUCAGUUUCCUGCUCAGUUUUCCAGAAAAAGUCAAGAAGGAUUCUGCUCAUCGUAGGAUCUGUGAGGACGAGACACAGCUGGAGAGAACCGACUCCAAAGGUACCAUUUAA
Molecule: messenger RNA, 1029 nt
Organism: Knipowitschia caucasica
Lineage: Eukaryota; Metazoa; Chordata; Actinopteri; Gobiiformes; Gobiidae
Source: the annotation of a GenBank genome assembly